AUGGCGUCUAGUUCCUUCACGAGUUAUAACGUUCAUCUACCGACAGAUGUGAUUCCAACGGCGGAAACUAAAAUCAAGCUAGCAGAUCGUAUUUUAGUUUCGCCGUUAGUGUUGGGUACUUGGGCUUGGGGCGAUACAAGAGUAUGGAAUUGGAAUGAAGAACUUAAUGGGAAGGCAAAAGAAGCUUUCGACGUGUCGAUGUCGAAGGGAAUUAACACUUUCGAUACUGCUGAAAUAUAUGGUCACGGAGAAAGUGAACGCUGUAUCGCUCGAUAUAAAUCGACUGAGAAUGCGGAAGAUAUUGUUAUUGCUACGAAAUUUCUUCCUUAUCCAUACAGAUUAGCAUACCCAAGUUCACUUCUCAAUGCGCUUCGUGCCAGUUUAGAGAGAUUGCAAGUUCAAUGUGUUGAUCUGUAUCAAAUUCAUGGCCCUAUUCAUCUGCGUUCGAUUCAAGUUCUUGCUGAUGCAUUAGCUGAAGCAGUUAAACUUGGAUUAACAAAAACUGUCGGUGUAUCGAAUUAUUCAACCGAUGAGAUGAUUAAAAUGUACGAUUGUUUACAAAAGCAUGGUAUUCAGUUAGCUUCGAAUCAAGUAGAAUAUUCGCUUCUUCGACGAUUACCCGAAACAUCUGGACAUAUUGCUGAAUGUCAUAAACGAGGUAUUGCAGUACUUGGAUAUUCUCCUUUGGCUAUGGGUCGUCUAACAGGAAAAUAUUCCAAAUCGAAUCCGGUACCCUCUGGUCGUAUGUUUUCCGAUGUGAACAUGGAUGAACUUGAACCACUCUUAGAAACAAUGCGGCGCAUCGCCGAUAAACACCAUGUUAGUGUGUCAUCAGUUGCUUUGAAUUAUGUUAUAUGCAAAGGCGUUAUUCCACUCGGUGGUGCUCGAGAUGGUAAGCAAGCAGAACAGAAUGCAGGGGCACUUGGAUGGCGUUUGACGAAUGACGAAAUCAUUGAACUCGAAGCUCAUCCCAUAACUCCACGUUCAGGCUUUUGGAAUCGUUUUUGGCAACAUGGUUAA
Molecule: messenger RNA, 1020 nt
Organism: Adineta ricciae
Lineage: Eukaryota; Metazoa; Rotifera; Eurotatoria; Adinetida; Adinetidae
Source: the annotation of a GenBank genome assembly